Molecule: messenger RNA, 2118 nt
Organism: Aegilops tauschii subsp. strangulata
Lineage: Eukaryota; Viridiplantae; Streptophyta; Magnoliopsida; Poales; Poaceae
Source: RefSeq, a predicted model, not a curated record
UCCAUGGCCGAUCAGAGGUCGUUGGCGUCGGUUGUGUGCACGAUCUGAACGCCCUCGGUUGGGGCGCUCUCCGGUUGGUGUAGUUUAUUUAACAUCCGUGAUCGUGCGCUAGGUGUUGUAUAUGUCAGCAUUGAUAAUGUUUGCACAUGUGAUGAUACAUAUUAAUUGUUGUAGGAAAUGGCGGACGAUGAGUUAACUGAUAUGAUGUAUGUCAUGGAGUUUGGAGAACUGAUGAAAGACUGGAUAGAAGAUUGGUCAGAUGAUGAAAAUUCAGAUCGUGGAGAUAGGUCAGAGAAUGGGAACGUAUUGGAAGAUCUUAAUAUGGAUGAACAUGAUGAUGGUCAGGAAAACAAUGAGCAUGAUGAUGGUGAGGAAAACAACUCGGAGAUCUCGAAUGAAGAUUACAUUAGUCAGCUCAUUUCCGAAUGUCAUAAUGCGUACGACUAUUACGGUGAAUCCGACGCGGAGACAGGCCUUGAUGUCGAAUCAUUAGCUGCAUCUGAUUCUGGGGAGUCGCAAUCGUCGGUCAUCAUGAGUGAGGUGACAGAAGUUGAGGGUAAAAAGAAUGUCCAAGAUACUGCUAGUGCAGAUGAUAAGAGGGAUAUGUUCAUGCAGAUAAUACAAAUGACUUUUACGUCUCACGAGGCUGCGUAUGAUUUCUACAACAGCUAUGCUAGAGAUAAUGGUUUCAGCAUUAGAAAGAAUAGGGUCAGGUAUAGCAAAACCGAGUCACGUCAUAUGCGUUAUAGGCGGUUUGUUUGUUCCAGACAAGGAAAACGUGAUAGCAGGUUGCUAACCGAGGAAGGACACAGCCGUAGGCUCAGACCCGAGACACGCUGCCACUGCGAAGCGCACCUGACCGUGAAGCUUGACCAAAAGCGUGGGGUUUGGUAUGUUGAUAGUUUUGAGGACAAGCAUAGCCAUAUCUUGGCAGGACCGGACGAGGUACCUUUUCUUUGGUCCCACAGAAAAAUCAAAGAGUACCAGAAGCAUGAGAUAAUGUCCAUGGGAGCUGCAGGGAUUAGAAUUCACGACAUGAUGGAUUGCUUCAUCAGCAAACAUGUAUGGUACGGCGGUGUUGGUUUUACCAGGCGUGAAAUAUACAACCUUUGCGCCAGGGAGAAGAGGAAGCUGCUUUCAAAAGGUGAUGCUGCCACAGUCAUAGGCAUCAUGGUCAGUAGGAAACAGAGGGAUCCUAGCUUCUUUUUCGAGUACAAGCUAGACAAGGAAGGACAUAUGAAUAGGAUAUUCUGGUGUGACUCCCAGUCUCGUCAUGACUAUGAGGACUUCGGCGACGUGCUUGUAUUUGACAGCACGUACAAGAUGAACCGGUAUGGUAUGCCAUUCAUACCCUUUGUUGGUCUUAACAAUCACCGGAAGACCACUGUUUUUGCUUGUGCCAUAGUUUCGGACGAGACCGAAGAGACAUAUGUGUGGCUGCUGGAGACUUUUUUGAGGUCCAUGUGUCAAAAGAUGCCUAUGAGUGUUAUCACGGAUGCCGAUGCUGCGAUGAUCAAGGCAAUUCGUCAAGUCUUCCCAGACGUGUGGCACCGUAUAUACGGUGAAAUGACCCUGGUGGAUAUGAUUUUGCACUAUGAGAACGCCGUUGUACGUAUCCGUGAGAAUGAGGCACGAGAUGAUUGCACGGCCUCACAGAGUUUACCGGUGCCAGUUACUAGCUCGAGGGAACUUGAGAUAGCUGCUUCUCACGUCUUCACUCCAGCAAACUUCUAUAUGUUGCAAGCUGAUCUUAGGAAAAUUGGUGGCAUGGAGAUUGUAGAAAUAAAGCUCGGAGAUGGAUCACAGCAGUACAUCGUGGCCUGGAAGAAUAACCGGAAGAGCCGUUUCUGGGUGGAGUACACUCCAGUAAAUUCCGCAGAAAUUAUAAGGUGCAGCUGCAGAAGAAUGAUUCGAAAGGGUCUACCUUGCAAGCACAUAUUCCAUGUACUGAAGUACUUGAAUAUAUCUGAAAUACCAAAGUGUUUAGUUCUUGUGCGGUUCACGAAAGACGCAAGGUUGGGACUGCCCGCCAGGCGCACAAGUGAUCUGUUGGGAUUUGGAUGGACUGGAGCAGCUGAAAGAAUGAAAUAUAGCCAGAUGAUGGUGAAGGCAACAUAG